Molecule: messenger RNA, 600 nt
Organism: Rosa rugosa (rugosa rose)
Lineage: Eukaryota; Viridiplantae; Streptophyta; Magnoliopsida; Rosales; Rosaceae
Exons: 1
Coding region: 1-600 (199 amino acids)
Source: RefSeq, a predicted model, not a curated record
AUGAACAAUUUGUGGGAUCAAAUUCGACGGUCUCAGGAUGAAGAUGAUGAAGAGAUGAUGGCCACCAACGCCAUUGUCAUCGCUGCAGUCGCAGAAGAAUCUGGAAACCAACACCGAGGGCGCGGUUCUCAUCCAGGUCGUGCACCAAAUGAGGAACGACUUAGAGAAGAAAGGGGCAAAGGUAUGUUGGCCGACUACUUUGUCGACCGGCCAGUGUUCAAAGAUCCGGUGUUCCAAACACGUUACAGGAUGAGUCUCAAUCUCUUCAAGCGUAUAUCUACUGACCUUUGCCAGUAUGAUCAUUACUUUGUUCAAAGGUCAGAUGCUACCGGCAAAGUCGGACUGCUUCCGGAGCAGAAGAUGACAGCUGCCUUGCGAAUGGUUGCUUACGGUGCAGGGGCAGAUCAAUGUGCUGAGUAUUAUCGGAUGGCGAAAUCCACCUCCGUCGCAGCCCUUCAGCACUUUACACGAGGAAUUGUUGAUCUUUACUCAGCAGAAUACCUCCGCGCUCCUACUGCAGCCGACCUCAGACGACUUCUUGCCAAAGCUGAGAGGAGAGGUUUUCCAGGAAUUAGUGGGAGCAUCGACUGUAUGCAUUAG